UGUUAACUAUUGGUAUGACAUAUAAAAUGCAGGCAAAACAUGUUCACUUGGAUGUUCAGCGGGUUGCUACCAGGUGUCUUGGUCUUUUUGGGUUGUUAGAGAGAAAGCCAAGUGAGGAACUAAUAAAACAGUUGAGGCUUUCUUUUGUUAAGGGACCCUCUCCAAUCAGUAUAAUGGCUUGUAAGGCAUUGUUGGAUCUUGCAAUGUGGCAUGGUCCUCAGGAAGUAGAUAAAGCCAUGGGGCAGGAUCUCUCAUCGCGACUCAAGGAUCAUGAUAUUGUUUCUUGUACUGUUCAAAUGUCUGAUACAAAUGGGGAUUUGAAUUUUGGAUUGCUUGACCUAUUAUUUGCUGGAUUAGAGAGAGAUGAUUGGGUCAAAUCAGCAGAUGCAGAUGAGCAUGAGUCAGUUCAAGCUGUUAUUGGGGAGGGGUUUGCAAAGAUUCUUCUCCUAAGUGAGAACUAUCCAAGCAUUCCUUCUUCUUUACAUCCUUUACUAUUAGCCAAGCUCAUUGGUCUUUAUUUUAGUGAUGAAACUAAAGAACUGCAGAGGUUGAGACAGUGCCUGUCUGUGUUCUUUGAGCAUUAUCCAUCACUUUCAAAUACUCACAAGAGAUGUGUAUCUAAGGCUUUCAUUUCAGUCAUGCGUUCAAUAUGGCCCGGCAUCACCGGGAAUGCUGGAGGGUCUCCAUUAAUGGUUUCCAACAUGCGCAAACAUGCUGUCCAAGCAUCACGUUUUAUGCUGCAGAUGAUGCAGGCUCCUUUAUAUACAAUAGAGACCAAAACAGUGGAUGAAAAUGGUAUUGAAGGCUUGCCAGAAAACCUUGAUGGUUCAGUUCAACCUUCCAAUGACUUCGAGAAUGGUGAGGAAGGUCUUGCUGUACGCAUAGCUACGGAGGUUGCAAACUUCCAUGUAAAGAAGAAAGCGGCUGAGAAAUCAUAUAUCAUAGCGCUAUGUAGAAUACUUGUCUUACUUCAUUUCCGGUUACCAGAACAAGGGGCAAUAAAGUUAAUGAGGAGGCUUUUGAAUCGUGUGGCUGAAUCUGUAUCAACAGAGAAAGAGCUUGUAAAGGAGUUGAAGCGGAUGGCUGAUCGUCUUAAGGCAGCAGAUAAACAUCCAGAUCAGGAUUUAUCACUGGAUGAAGCAAAUACUAUCUUAGGGAGGUUGGAGCUAGACCUUAACCUUGACCUGGAUAACUCCACGGAAGUGGCACCAACACCAGCACCACGUUCAACCAGACCACCCCGUUCUAGGAGAAGAGUGAGGCAUGAAGAAUCUUCCUCUGAUGAUGAGAAUUCACAUGCUUCUGUUGCUCCUACCAAUCCUGGCAUAAUGAGCACCCGCUCACAGAGAGCAAGCAAGACUGCUGCUCUUACCAAGAUGACUGCCAAUAGAGCCAUGAAGAUCAAUGAUCUCGAUGAAGAAGCUUCAGAGGUGACAUCUGAAGAGGAUUCUGGUGAAUCUGAUCAGUCCAGUGAGUGACUAUUGACAUGUUAUAUGUAUACUCUGUCAACACUCUUCUUUUCCUCGAAUAUUGCUUGUUGUAUGGUUGGUUGUUCUUGUUGAGGUGGUUUAGGCUGCAAAUUUGUAUACAUGUCUUCGAAUGUCCAAGUUAUGUUCUUAUUAGUAGGUUGUAUUUGAUUCUUAGAUUUGUGGAGGUUAAGGAAAAGAAAAAUAAAUCAAGUUGAAAUUAUCUUA
Molecule: messenger RNA, 1694 nt
Organism: Camellia sinensis
Lineage: Eukaryota; Viridiplantae; Streptophyta; Magnoliopsida; Ericales; Theaceae
Source: RefSeq, a predicted model, not a curated record